Messenger RNA from Phaedon cochleariae (mustard beetle), 1221 nucleotides. The record is from the annotation of a GenBank genome assembly. Lineage: Eukaryota; Metazoa; Arthropoda; Insecta; Coleoptera; Chrysomelidae.
AUGAGAUACAAGUCGAAUCCUAAAUCUACAAUACUAAUAAAGAAUCACCAACAAAAAAACAAGUUUCCACCUAUCAGGCAGACAACAAGCGUAGGUUCUAUCUAUUCAGCAAUAGGCAAGCAUCAGACGGUGAAGCAUAGACAGCAGCAAAUAAGAGAUGGAACGGUCUUACUUGUAUAUCUCGAUGUUCGUGCGGUUCUCGUAUCGAGGCUGGUGAAUCAAACCGUCGAAGCUCCUGGAAAAUUGGUGUCGCAGGAGGCUUGGCGCUGUGUGAGGAGUGGGGCGUCGACAAGCAAUAAGUACUAUGGUUUCUCAUGCAGAAAGGGUGCAGAUAAGCAGGUGGAAGCACGGGGAUUCGUGCAGGUUAAUAAUCCCUCGAAGGAGGCCUACAAUAGCAAUAGCAAACAUGGUUGCGGUGAUGAGAUGACGUCGACGCUAUUUGCUGAGUGGUCAGUACAGUUCGGUGUAAGUACCGCGCAUGGUAGCCAAGGCUACGGGUCUGGUUACAAGGUUGUCGAGAGAGCGAAUACUGCUUUGCAAGGAUCUCCUCAGACUCAGAGUAUUGCUAAAAUAACGAUAGAAAGCAUCAAUUUGAAAGUGCCACAUCUCACACCCAACGAUGACAUAAAGUUGCAGUUGUUGACACGUAUCAAAGCAGAUGAGUCUAUGAUGAUACCGUUUCGCCGAUGGGAAUUGCACGAGCUACCAGCACUCACACAAGGAUCUACCAUAGAAAUCUGGUCCGUAAAGACAUGUUCUGCAUUGGACAGUCCAAGAUAUGUUAUAGUAUUUUUCCAAACGAAAAAAGCUGAUAAUUUGCAUGAGGAUGUCACCUUGUUCGAUAAUGCCAACAUCAAAUCCAUACGAUUGGCUCUGAAUAGCGACUAUUAUCCGCAAGAACGAAUGCUAUUGGACUUUUCCCGAGACCAAUAUGCCGAUGCCCACUUCAACUAUACAGAGUUCAACAAGAGCUACCAUAACUGUCAAGAAAAGCGCUCUCUAGUAAACUUUGCCGAAUUCAAAUCCCGACCAAUGUUUGUUAUCGAUUGCUCGAGGCGCCAUCUGGGUCUGAAGUCGUCCACAGUUGACAUAAAGAAUUUGAAUGCUCAAGACGAGGAAAGAGAUGGACUAUUCAUCUCGGAUGACCUCAAGAGGAAUUUGGAAUUUUGUGGAAAGGGAGAAGGGUGCUUGACGUUGGAGAAAAGAAAAGAUGUCGGUUAG